AUGUAUUGGCCCGCCUCGCGUACAAACGAUCACGCCGCGUCUUCGCUCGCGAAAGAGUUAAUACCUGCCGUGGGCCGAUCAUUGGUCCUCGUCUUUGGCUUUGUGGAUUGCUACAAAACCACUGGCUACGAGUUCAUCGAGAGCCUAUCACAGACGUCCGGGAGUAUGUUCUCUAGGCUUCUCUUCCAGCUCCUCGCGAUGGGCGCGCAGAUGCGUGGACUGUGCGACAGGACACCGCGCGCGUUCACUGACGAGGAUAAGGACGAGUUCUUGUGCGCGCUGGCACGGCAAUACGCGAAGAAGUUUACGGGAGAGCGUGCCCCCAGCGGCCCAUGGAUCGAGUUCAUGGACUGUAUGUACGGCCGGGCUGCGGUCCGGAUGCUGAACGCUUUCAAGAGAGUCAUCGACGAGACGGACCACCGCCCGCAGGACGCACGUUUCAGAAGCGCAGCGCGCCGGCUGAUGACGACACUCGCGCGGGACUCACGGAUGCUGCCAUCGGCUCUGCACAUCGAAGAGAGCAGAAUCACAUUCCCUUCGAGAAACCCAUUUGCGCCCGCUGCGGUCAAGGAUGCGAUGAGGGCCGGGAGCGGGAAGGACACCGGCACGUCUUCGAUCGUGUCGUUUGGCUCCAUGUCCUGUCAGAAAAGGAAGCGGAUCGAGGUCGCGAUCAAAGGUCUUACGAAGUCCUUGGGCGAGAAGAUCGUCGAAGACACGUACCUCGAGAUCAUCGCGGGCUGGACGCUGCGCCACGAACGGCUGCUGCCUACACUGGGUAUCGUGCAUUAUCUGGAAAUGCUCUCAAUCGUCAGCGAGCGUAUGGCCGGGGGCAACGUACGGAACUAUAUCAACACCUCGAAUGAUUUUGGACGGCUGCCAGAGGGUAAACGCAUUGCCAAGCUUAAUUUCUGGCUUAAGCAGGUAGCAGAGGGGCUCAAGUAUAUGCAUGACGAAGGCAUGGCCCACGGUGACUUGCGUGGAAAAAACAUCUUGAUAGACAGCGAGAGCGACCCGGGGUGCAACAGGAUUGUCAUUGCCGACUUUGGGCUGUCGCUUUACGUCGAGUCCAUCAGCCAGGCAUACAAGUCGACCCGGGUCGGCAACCCGCGAUACCUCGCGCCCGAGCUGCAACUACGGCAUAACGACGUAGACGACGCUGCCGAGAUACGUGCCCUAUUCAGUGGGCCUAAAUUUAGGAUAUCGCCCAGCAGUCGACAAAACGAGGCAUCCGACCUAUUCUCGUUUGCGAUGCUUUGUGUCGAACUCUACACUGGCCAGGAGCCAUUCGUAGCGUCGCACCCUAGUGCGGCGGACUGGCAGGUCUCGAACCUCAUCCUGCAAGGCAUGCGGCCGACGCCACUGCCGACGGCAAUUGCUGCGCAGCCAGGUUUGGUGCGUGCACUCGAGCGCUGCUGGCAGCAGAACCCGCUACACCGUGGAGAUGCGGCUGCUUUGCUCGCAGACAUCGGAAGCCUUGCCUAG
Messenger RNA from Phanerochaete carnosa HHB-10118-sp, 1482 nucleotides. RefSeq lists its product as uncharacterized. NCBI's taxonomy places the organism in Eukaryota, Fungi, Basidiomycota, Agaricomycetes, Polyporales, Phanerochaetaceae. Bases 1 to 1482 code for a protein of 493 amino acids. The transcript is spliced from 8 exons. Gene Ontology annotation, molecular function: protein kinase activity; ATP binding. The record is from RefSeq and is a predicted model, not a curated record. Gene Ontology annotation, biological process: protein phosphorylation.